UUUGCGGGGCCGCUGCGGCUGUUCCCAAAGAGCAACCCAACCAACAACAAGCGCUUCGUUCGGCAUGACCUACGAGGCGCUGAUCGUCGUCGUCUUCGGCGUCGCCCUCGCCGUCGCGUCGGUGGCCUUAUUCAUCGCUCACGUCAAGCGCAUCAACGCCCCAAACCGAGCUGAUCCCGCCGGCACCCUCGUACAUGUCGACCUAGGCGCCGCGCUCGCCAAGGACGAGGCCGCCGCUGCCCUUCGCGAGGCUGGUGGGCGCAACAACGGCGGGAGACGAAGCACUAACGAGGACAGCAGUGCUGGGUGCUCGGGAGAUGCGUUCGCGUUGCAGCCGAAUGGAGCGGCUCGCCGCCGGAGACGACCGUCGGUAGAGACGGCAAACCGGUGUGCUCAUGGUAGUCAGCAGGAGACUGCUGCUGCUGUGGGCACGCAACAACCCACGGACACCCAGCAGCCACGGGAAGCAGGGGCAUCAUCGUACACGGCGACCAUGGUGCUGCCCUCGCCGCUGUGGGCCGAGGCUAUCCUCAAGCACGCCGAGGUCAAGCGCAAGAAGCUCCGGAGCAUGGUCAAGAGCGGGGAGAUCGCUGCCGGUUGGGAGGCCAAGUGGGAGCGGUUACCGCGGCCGAGAAGGCGCAAGCUGCUGGAGGCGGUGAGGGAGGAGCUGGUGCACGCGGUGUCCUCGUACAUAGGACGCGAUGAGGCGCUGUUCGACGUUAUCUGCCCACACCUCAGCUUGAGUGCUCUAGAGGAGGAGCACCGCGGAAUUUCCGGGUUGUCCCGUCUCGUUCGUGGUUGUAUGGACGGAAAGUUGCCGGAACCCCGGUCGAAAGCGUUCGUGGCGGUGCGAGACGCUCUCGCUAUGGCGGCGACAGGCGCGGCGGCGGCGGCGGCGGCGGAGAACGUUUCCAAGGACAAGCGGGGACCGGUCCGGGCAUUCCUGCCGACGUUCCGGAAGCUCUGCUCUUCCUCUUUCUGUAUUGGGGCGCUGGAAGCCAUCGUGAGCGGGAGGGCAGACGGUUCAGCUGGCCCCACGGUGGGCUCCGUUUGCUCCGCCCUUGUCAAGACGGGAGGAUCGGGCGUCCUCCUGUUCGCCUUCUUCCACGGAUUGAAGCAGAUGUCAGCCUCGGAGGUUACAGACUCGGCCGGGCUUCCAGCGGGCGUGGGUGGGGGAGGGGGGAGUCGGAUUCCUGGUCAAGGAACACUUGUUUGACGUGGUGGAAGUAGUGGUGAAAACGGAAUUNUCGAUGGGGGGGAUGCUUUCGUGCUUUCUGCGCGGUGGGGGGGUUAGAUUAUGCUGUGUUGUUGAAUCCCUGAAACAUGAUAUGUUUUUGUGUGAUGUGUUGGUGGGGUUGUGAUGUACCAGUGCAAUUCUCCGAAUUUGCAACAGCUUCGCAGUGUAAGGUACGUCACGUUUGUGUAUCAUGUUCGUGGUUUGUUAGUGUUAUAGGUGAGUCGCGACGGUUUUGAUCCAAUUUCAACGACUCGAGUAACUACCCAAGGUUUAAGGACCGCUUGUUGUUGUUAAUCUAUGUAUACAUAAGGCGCGGCCUCA
Ectocarpus sp. CCAP 1310/34 is the source of this 1558-nucleotide messenger RNA. The record is from the annotation of a GenBank genome assembly. NCBI's taxonomy places the organism in Eukaryota, Phaeophyceae, Ectocarpales, Ectocarpaceae.